Messenger RNA from Auxenochlorella protothecoides, 870 nucleotides. RefSeq names its product Phytanoyl-CoA dioxygenase domain-containing protein 1. The transcript has 3 exons. Bases 1 to 870 code for a protein of 289 amino acids. The record is from RefSeq and is a predicted model, not a curated record. Lineage: Eukaryota; Viridiplantae; Chlorophyta; Trebouxiophyceae; Chlorellales; Chlorellaceae.
AUGUCGCUGAGCAACGAGCAACUGGAGGCCUUUGAGCGGGAUGGGUACCUGGUCAUUCCCGACUUCACAUCCCGCGAGGAGGUGGCUGCGAUGCGUUCCCGGGCUCUAGAGCUGGUGGCUGGCUUCCAGCCCCCCAAGGCCGUCUCUGUGUUCGACUCCAAGGACCAGACCAGCAAGGUGGACCAGUACUUUUUGGACAGCGCCGGUGCCAUCAGCUUCUUCUUCGAGGCGGGGGCCUUUGAUUCCCAGGGCGCCCAGGUCAAGCCCAAGGAGCUGGCCAUCAACAAGAUUGGGCACGCCCUGCACGACCUGGACCCGAUCUUCCAGGCCUGGUCCUACUCGCCCCGAGUCUGCGCCCUGGCGCAGAGCCUGGGCCUGCGCCGCCCGCUGCCCAUGCAGUCCAUGUACAUCUUCAAGCAGCCCGGGAUCGGGGGGGAGGUGGUGCCCCACCAGGACAGCACCUUCCUCUUCACCGACCCGCCCUCAGUGGUGGGCUUGUGGCUGGCCCUGGAGGACGCCACACUCCAGAACGGCUGCCUCUGGGCCAUCCCGGGGUCACACAAGGCGGGGGUGGCGCGGCGCUUCCUGCGCGCCCCCGACGGCCGCCUGGCGUUCGACGCGCCCCCCGCUGUGCACGCUGAGGCCGACUUCGUGGCGCUGCCCAUGCCCGCCGGCGCCCUGGUCCUGCUCCAUGGCGCCCUGGUGCACCGCAGCGACGAGAACCGGUCGCCGGCCUCGCGCCACGCCUUCUCGGUGCAUGUGCUGGAGGGCGCGGCGGGCACGCGCUACCCCGCCACCAACUGGCUGCAGCGGCCGGCGGGCAUGCCCGUGGCACCGCUGUACGAGCCGGCCGCAGUAGAGGCGGCGUGA